Haliotis rufescens (red abalone) is the source of this 602-nucleotide messenger RNA. Its product is annotated as keratin-associated protein 19-2-like. NCBI's taxonomy places the organism in Eukaryota, Metazoa, Mollusca, Gastropoda, Lepetellida, Haliotidae. The record is from RefSeq and is a predicted model, not a curated record. The coding region runs from base 24 to 602 and encodes 192 amino acids. The transcript has 2 exons.
CCCUGGUGUCAAGUCUGUUCAUCAUGAAGGCCGUCGUCGCUGUGUUGUCCGUGCUAGUCGCCACUGUCCUGGCACAGAAGCCCCUCCGAGCCGGAUCUUUCGGUGAUGCUGGUAAAGGCUAUGGGUACAACCCGUACAACGGUUACAAUGACUAUGGCUACGGUAAAGGCCUUGGCAACAAAGGUAUUGCUGGUAAAGGUUACGGUUACGACUACAGCCCCAACAACUACAACACCUAUGGCUAUGGUAAAGAUGUUGGGAAAGUUGCUGGGUAUGGAGCUGGUCUUGUAGGACACGGACCUUUCGUCGGACAAGGAGUCUACGGACAUGAUGGCUUUGUUUUUGGACGUGGACCUUUCGUCGGAAACGUAGUUGCUGGUCAGGGACAUGGGUACGGUUACAACCCCUACAACAACAACUACGGCUACGGUAAGAACGUCGGACAUGGAGCUGGUCUUGUAGGAAAUGGAUUUGGUGGACACGGACCUUUCGUCGGACACGGCGUUGCCGGACAUGGUGUUUAUGGACAUGGUGGACCCUUUGUUGGUCAUGGAGUUGCUGGGUCGUUGGUGGGCAAAGCCAGUCCCUAUUACUACCACUAG